Capsella rubella is the source of this 967-nucleotide messenger RNA. Its product is annotated as auxin-responsive protein IAA32. NCBI's taxonomy places the organism in Eukaryota, Viridiplantae, Streptophyta, Magnoliopsida, Brassicales, Brassicaceae. Gene Ontology annotation, cellular component: nucleus. Bases 235 to 951 code for a protein of 238 amino acids. The record is from RefSeq and is a predicted model, not a curated record. The transcript is spliced from 4 exons. Gene Ontology annotation, biological process: regulation of DNA-templated transcription. Gene Ontology annotation, molecular function: protein binding.
ACACUAUUCUCUUCUCACAAGCAACACAGCCGAUAUUUUUUCUGGCAGAAUUCACUGAGGGGAGAUGUGUCUUUUGUGAUUUUAUGCAUCAGAAGUAUUAAGUACCAGCUGACCCGGUUGGGUCACAAAAUCUGAACCAAAUCUCUCUGUGGUCAGCUCCCCAUCCCUUGCAUCAAACCAAAUGUAUCUUAAUGGGUUCUUCUUGUCGUCUGUCUCUUUCCUGUCUGCAAUUAUAUGUCUUCUUCCUUCUUUUUCUUAAACUCUUCCGACACUCUUUCAGCAUCUGCUUCAUGCUAUAAAUUUGUAUCAGUGAGCUCUUUUUUCUCAUCCCACUUUCCCUUCUCUUCACCUGUAGUCUGUAGACAUAACCAAGCAUCAAUGGAUCCAAACACAUCUGCAGACUUUUUCCAAGAAUCUUCCAAGUUACAUACAUUUUACCCGAAGACCAAGGGUGUUGUAGCAAUCGAUCUAGGCCUCAGCCUUAAGACAAUACAACAUGAAACUUACCUCCCAUCGGGGCAGAUGAUAGGUCUCGACGGGUAUGCAAAGCUCAUAGACUGGUCGCAACCUGGAUAUAACAGCAAUACACUGCUGAAGAGUGAUGAAAUUGGAAACCAACGACGUGGUCAAGGAUAUUACAAUAAUGAAGAAGAGAGCAGAGGCAAAUUGGCUUAUGUAAAGGUAAAUCUGGAUGGCCUAGUGGUGGGCCGCAAGGUUUGCCUUCUUAGUCAAGGAUCUUACUCAAGCCUUGCUCUUCAGCUGGACGAUAUGUUUGGGAUGCAGACUGUGUCAGGACUGAGGCUAUUCCAGAAUGAGUCUGAGUUCUCUUUGGUUUACAGAGACAAUGAAGGUAUCUGGCGGAAUGUUGGGGACGUUCCAUGGAAGGAGUUUGUCGAAAGUGUGGAUCGGAUGAGGAUCGCAAGAAGAGACACUGCUUAUCUUCCCUUUUAAGCUUUAAGUGGAAGCU